UAUAUAUAUAUACCUGUAUUGUUCUCCUUACUAUCUCUUUUAUCUCUUCUUUCUUUUUUUUGGCUGCUGCUGUGACACCCUAAUUUCUCCAUCUGGGGAUUAAUAAAGUAUUAUCUUAUAUUAUCUUUAAAUAUUUAUUUUCCCGCUGACAUUUUCUUUUCUCUCUCUCUCUCUCUCUCAACACUGAAUUGAUGAUAGAAAUGUUGAAGUAAAUAAAAAAUACAUUUCACUGAGACCGACACGGGGUUGUACCAAUCGGAUUCAAGUGUCUCAUCCGGGCACUGUAUUCUGUGUCCACUCAUGCUAGCUAAAGACGGUGAUAGCUAACUGAUUAAUUAACCUUUUUUUCUUGUAACAUCGGAAACCUUUAUGUAUCUCUAACGUAUCUAAAGCACGAAAUAGAAGCGACCCCUUUGCUAAAGUGUUAGCUGGGGAAUUUUUUAAGCGAAUCGGUAGCGCUUCACUUCCGGCACGCGAAUAUGACGUCGUCUGCCAGAUGAAUUUGGCGCGCGCGAGUCGAGCAGCUGAGCGGUGAGCAGGGUUAAAAUGGCCACAGCGAUAUACCUGGAGCACUACCUGGACAGUAUUGAGGGUCUUCCCUUCGAGCUGCAGAGGAAUUUCUCCCUCAUGACUGAUCUGGACAACAGGACUGAAGAGAAGAAAGAGGAGAUUGAUGGUCUGGCAUCUGAAUACAUGGAGAACGUGAGGAACCUGUCGCCUGAGGAACGCGUGCAGCACCUGAAGAGGAUCGAACUGGCCUAUAGCAAGUGUAAAGAGUUCAGCGAUGACAAAGUGCAGCUCGCCAUGCAGAUAUACGAACUGGUGGAUAAACACAUUCGGCGUCUGGAUGCUGAUCUCGCACGCUUCGAAAACGAGCUGAAGGACAAACUGGACUCGAGUGGCCCUGAGAGCUCCGACGACAAGAAGAGCAAAAAGAAGAAGAACCUGAAGGACAGAAGAGGAGGAAGUGGGAGAGAGAAGAACGGUUCUGAUCACGACUCUCCCAAACACAAAGCACAGAAGAACAGUGAGGUGCUGCUGAAUGUUCACUCAUCUGAUGUACUGGACAUGCCUGUAGACCCCAACGAGCCCACCUACUGUCUGUGUGCUCAGGUCUCCUACGGAGAAAUGAUCGGCUGUGACAACGCUGAUUGUCCCAUCGAGUGGUUUCACUUCACUUGUGUCGGUCUCACGACUAAACCCAAAGGAAAAUGGUUUUGUCCUCGCUGCACACAAGACAUGAAGAAGAAAUGAGGCCUGUGUUAUGGUUCUUGCACUUUAAUCAGAGCUUAUAUUUCACUCAGAGAGACGUUGUGAUUAAUCAACACCGACUUCCAAAAAUAAUUGUGAUUUUUUUUUAUGCAGAUUAUGCACUGUCCUGUUUGAACCAGGAAACAAUUUCGUUGGAGAUUUUCUCUUUAAAUGUGUAUUUUAUUAAUAAAGUUUCUUUAACAUUA
Ictalurus furcatus (blue catfish) is the source of this 1457-nucleotide messenger RNA. RefSeq names its product inhibitor of growth family, member 5b (gene ing5b). The record is from RefSeq and is a predicted model, not a curated record. The transcript is spliced from 8 exons. Lineage: Eukaryota; Metazoa; Chordata; Actinopteri; Siluriformes; Ictaluridae. Gene Ontology annotation, cellular component: nucleus. The coding region runs from base 547 to 1254 and encodes 235 amino acids. Gene Ontology annotation, biological process: regulation of DNA-templated transcription.